AUGAGGCUCGCAAAUACCGAACAAAAUCCUCAAGGAACGACCGAAACUUCCGGUAUAGAAGCAAAAGUGGACUCAGAGGGACGCAAAAGGCGUGAGAGGGUUGUCGUCCUGGGCUCCGGGUGGGCUGGCUAUGCCCUUGCCCGCGAUCUCGACCCGGCCAAAUACGAGCGCAUCAUCAUCUCGCCGCGUUCCUACUUUGUCUUCACCCCGUUGUUGGCAUCAACUUCGGUCGGCACCCUCGAAUUCCGCUCCGUCCUCGAGCCUAUCCGCCGUUUGCAGCCAGACCGCUUCCACCAAGGCUGGGCCGACGAUAUUGACUUUGCCAACAAGUCUAUCCGUGUUGAGACAAAUCCAGACACUGACGAGACCAGCUCUCGCACCCUACCGCCCAUCACUCAACCCUCACCAGAAAGCCUACAAAGAGGCAGUGACCCCUCAGCCGUGACUUUUGUCGAGACCUCCUGUUCCCCCGCGGCCAAGGAAACUCUCCCCAAGUACAAGGGUGAGAUGAUCACGAUCCCCUACGACAAGCUCAUCCUCGCUGUUGGCGCCUACUCCCAGACCUUUGGUGUUCCCGGCGUCCGUGAGCACGCCAACUUCCUUCGCGACGUCGGUGACGCUCGCUCCAUCCGACUUCGUGUCCUGCAGUGUUUCGAGCGUGCGGAACGCCCCUCCACCACGGACGAGCAACGCCGCAAGCUGCUCCAUUUCGCUGUCGUUGGCGGCGGACCUACGGGCAUAGAAUUUGCCGCUGAGCUCCACGACCUCAUCCACGAUGACCUCGCUCGGCUCUACCCUGACCUCACGCCAUUCAUCGGCAUCACUGUCUACGACAUUGCGCCUGGUAUUCUGCCCAUGUUCGAUAAGAGGCUAUCCUCCUACGCUGUCGACACCUUCCGACGCCAGGGUAUCCGCGUCAGGACUGAGCAUCACCUCCAGAGUAUCCGUCCGGACGUGGACGGCAGUUGUGGUCUCAAGCUCAAGAUCCUGGAGCAUGGUGAUGACGAGGUUGGCGCCGGCAUUGUCGUUUGGAGUACGGGCCUCAUGCAAAAUCCCCUGGUUGCUAAGCUUGUUGCAAAGGAGAUUCGCUCCCUCGGUACGCCAGAGGAGCAGCAACAGCAGGAGCAGCAGGCCUGGCAUUUUGUCAAGGCCAAGGGGGAUGGGGGCAUCAUUACUGAUGACCAUCUCCGCGUCCGUAUUUCUGCUGGGUGUGCCGGAGAUGGCGACACCAAGCACGGCGACAACGCCUGCCCCCACAUCCUCCCCAACGUCUAUGCCAUAGGUGACUGCGCCGUCAUGGAGCGUGACGCUCUCCCCGCAACUGCACAGGUCGCCUCACAGCAGGCCAAGUACUUGGCCAAGGCUCUUAACACAUAUGGCUCCUGUGAGGCCUUUGGCAAUAAUGCACAGCCCUUUCGCUUCCGCAAUCUCGGCACCCUUGCCUAUAUUGGCAGCUGGCGUGCCAUCGCCCAAAGUUCAUCCGAGGGCCUGACGGGGAGAUUGGCCUGGAUCCUGUGGAGAGGGGCUUACAUCACCAGGACCAUGAGUCUACGAAAUAAGAUCAUGGUUCUAGUCCACUGGUUCAUGACCUGGCUUUUUGGUCGUGAUAUUUCGAGAUUCUGA
Messenger RNA from Ilyonectria robusta, 1623 nucleotides. RefSeq names its product pyridine nucleotide-disulfide oxidoreductase-domain-containing protein. Gene Ontology annotation, molecular function: NADH dehydrogenase activity. Bases 1 to 1623 code for a protein of 540 amino acids. The record is from RefSeq and is a predicted model, not a curated record. Lineage: Eukaryota; Fungi; Ascomycota; Sordariomycetes; Hypocreales; Nectriaceae. The transcript has a single exon.